Messenger RNA from Sphaerodactylus townsendi, 3110 nucleotides. It is a transcript of the gene KDM1A, whose product is annotated as lysine demethylase 1A. The record is from RefSeq and is a predicted model, not a curated record. Bases 120 to 2741 code for a protein of 873 amino acids. Gene Ontology annotation, molecular function: protein binding; flavin adenine dinucleotide binding; oxidoreductase activity. The transcript is spliced from 20 exons. Gene Ontology annotation, biological process: regulation of DNA-templated transcription. NCBI's taxonomy places the organism in Eukaryota, Metazoa, Chordata, Lepidosauria, Squamata, Sphaerodactylidae. Gene Ontology annotation, cellular component: nucleus.
CUAGGAGAAGAGGCGGAGCCAGCGGAGCGCUCGGUGGCGUCGCGCGCGGGACCGCCUUUGUCCGUCUGACUGACCGUCCUGAGGCGGCGGCGGCGGCUGCUGCUGCUCUGAGGGCGGGGAUGAUGCUGGCCGCGGGGAAGAAGGCCGCGGUGGAGACUCCGGUCGUCGUUGGCGGCGGGGGCGCAGGGGACGUGGCUGCCGAGGCCCCGGUCGCGCAGCCGCCGCCGCCGCCGCCACCCCCUCCUCCUCCCCCGCCGCCGCCGCCGCCCCUCUCCAGUUCUUUGGGCUCCUCAGAGGGCGGCGCGUCGGCCUCGGAACGGACGCCCCGCAAGAAGGAGCCGGCGCGCGCCUCUCCUCCGGGGGGCCUGUCCGACCCGCCGCCCAGCGGGCCCGCCGUGGGCUCCGAGACCACCGGCAUCGCCGAGACCCCCGAGGGCCGCCGGACCAGCCGUCGCAAGAGGGCCAAGGUGGAGUACAGGGAAAUGGACGAGAGUCUUGCUAACCUCUCUGAAGAUGAGUAUUAUUCUGAAGAAGAACGGAACGCUAAAGCGGAGAAAGAGAAAAAGCUCCCGCCUCCCCCUCCCCCUCCCCCUCCCCCACCUGAAGAAGAGAUUGAGAGUGAGCCAGAAGAGCCAUCUGGGCAAGCAGGAGGACUUCAAGACGACAGUUCUGGAGGGUAUGGAGACUGCCAAGCAUCAGGUGUAGAAGGAGCGGCUUUCCAGAGCAGACUUCCGCAUGACCGGAUGACAUCCCAAGAAGCAGCUUGUUUUCCGGAUAUUAUCAGUGGGCCCCAGCAGACUCAGAAGGUGUUUCUUUACAUCAGAAACCGGACGUUGCAACUUUGGUUGGACAAUCCGAAGAUUCAGUUGACAUUUGAGGCAACACUACAGCAGUUGGAAGCACCCUAUAAUAGUGACACUGUGCUAGUUCACCGAGUGCAUAGCUAUUUGGAGCGACAUGGCUUAAUCAAUUUUGGAAUCUACAAAAGAGUCAAGCCUCUACCAACUAAGAAGACAGGCAAGGUGAUCAUCAUUGGUUCUGGGGUAUCUGGCUUGGCAGCGGCUCGCCAACUGCAGAGUUUUGGCAUGGAUGUGACACUCCUAGAAGCAAGAGAUCGUGUAGGAGGAAGAGUAGCCACAUUUCGCAAAGGGAAUUAUGUCGCAGAUCUAGGAGCCAUGGUGGUAACAGGACUUGGUGGAAACCCAAUGGCCGUUGUGAGCAAGCAAGUCAACAUGGAAUUAGCCAAGAUCAAACAAAAGUGCCCACUUUAUGAAGCGAAUGGACAAGCGGUCCCAAAGGAGAAAGAUGAAAUGGUAGAGCAAGAGUUCAAUCGUUUAUUGGAAGCUACCUCAUAUCUGAGCCACCAACUAGAUUUCAACAUUCUUAAUAACAAGCCAGUCUCCCUGGGUCAGGCUCUAGAAGUUGUCAUACAACUACAAGAGAAGCAUGUGAAAGAUGAACAGAUCGAGCACUGGAAGAAAAUAGUGAAAACUCAGGAGGAACUGAAAGAUCUCCUCAAUAAGAUGGUGAAUUUAAAAGAGAAGAUAAAAGAACUCCAUCAGCAAUAUAAGGAAGCAUCUGAAGUCAAGCCACCUCGGGAUAUUACUGCAGAAUUCCUUGUGAAGAGUAAACACAGGGAUCUGACUGCUCUCUGCAAGGAGUACGACGAGUUGGCGGAAACGCAAGGGAAGCUGGAAGAGAAACUUCAAGAGCUAGAAGCCAAUCCUCCUAGUGAUGUUUACUUAUCCUCGAGAGACAGACAGAUUCUUGAUUGGCAUUUUGCAAAUCUAGAGUUUGCAAAUGCCACGCCGCUCUCUACCCUGUCUCUGAAGCACUGGGACCAGGAUGACGAUUUUGAAUUCACCGGCAGUCAUUUGACUGUGAGAAACGGCUACUCCUGCGUGCCAGUGGCUCUAGCCGAAGGGUUAGACAUUAAGCUAAACACGGCAGUUAGACAGGUUCGCUACACUGCUUCUGGAUGUGAAGUGAUAGCUGUCAACACUCGCUCCACCAGCCAGACCUUUAUUUAUAAGUGCGAUGCCGUUCUGUGUACCCUUCCCUUGGGGGUACUGAAGCAGCAGCCUCCUGCAGUCCAGUUUGUUCCUCCUCUUCCCGAGUGGAAGACAUCUGCUGUGCAGAGGAUGGGAUUUGGGAACCUUAACAAGGUUGUUCUCUGUUUUGAUCGGGUGUUUUGGGACCCAAGCGUCAAUUUGUUCGGUCACGUUGGCAGCACGACAGCCAGCAGAGGGGAGCUUUUCCUGUUCUGGAAUCUGUACAAAGCACCAAUUCUGCUGGCUUUGGUGGCAGGCGAAGCAGCUGGAAUCAUGGAAAACAUCAGCGACGACGUCAUUGUUGGGCGCUGCCUUGCCAUUCUCAAAGGCAUUUUCGGCAGCAGUGCUGUCCCCCAGCCAAAGGAGACGGUCGUGUCUCGCUGGCGGGCUGACCCUUGGGCCCGAGGGUCCUACUCCUACGUAGCAGCUGGAUCUUCAGGAAACGAUUACGACUUGAUGGCUCAGCCAAUCACUCCAGGACCAGCCAUUCCAGGAGCUCCUCAGCCAAUCCCUCGCUUGUUCUUUGCGGGAGAGCAUACGAUUCGCAACUACCCAGCAACGGUUCACGGUGCUCUGCUGAGCGGACUGAGGGAAGCCGGGCGCAUCGCAGAUCAGUUUCUUGGUGCUAUGUAUACUCUGCCUCGCCAAGCCACUCCGGGGCCUCCUGCUCAGCAGGCUCCUUCCAUGUAGACAAAAAGAAAGAAAGAGAAAAAGAUGCAAGCUGCCGGAAGCAGCUCAGCGGGCACAAGAAGCCUCAUAGGGGUACCCUUCCUGGUUUGUAGCACUGCCCAGGCACUCAUGCCCCCAGAAGGACCUUUUGGGCGCAGCCUCUGAGUAAGCACAGCUCAACUGCUAAGCCAGGCCUGGUCCCCUGAAGCGGUGCUGGACCCCCCUGGAAUAGAGGCCCGGGCUUUCUGGUGGGAUCUGUCUUGGUACUGAUGUGGUUCAGUUCAUUGUCUUCCCAAGGGUAUAGACCUCUUGUAACCUAGCUGCCGUUAGUGGCAAAAGGUUGUGGAUUUUAGAAAGCAAAAAAUAAAAGCUUUCUUUUUUUAAAAAAAA